This is a messenger RNA of Phragmites australis (common reed), 2236 nucleotides long. Its product is annotated as 3-oxoacyl-[acyl-carrier-protein] synthase II, chloroplastic-like. Lineage: Eukaryota; Viridiplantae; Streptophyta; Magnoliopsida; Poales; Poaceae. The transcript has 13 exons. Bases 368 to 1843 code for a protein of 491 amino acids. Gene Ontology annotation, molecular function: 3-oxoacyl-[acyl-carrier-protein] synthase activity. The record is from RefSeq and is a predicted model, not a curated record. Gene Ontology annotation, biological process: fatty acid biosynthetic process.
AAACUCCCCCUCCUCCAGUCGUCCCCUCUCUCCCACGCCUCGCGUCGAGCACUUGGCACUGCCAAUGGCGACUCUUGCCCUCUCCACUCCGAUGCGCGCAAGCGGCCUCCUUUCCUCGUGAGGUCGACGCGCCUCUUCCUCCUCGUGCUCCGGUCCCCGCCUCGUUCGUUUCUCCGGCCCCGAGCCAUCGCGCCCGCAUCUCGUGCUCCCGGUUCUUGCCCCCCGCGGUUCUUGGACGCCACCUCGCCGGCGCGCGCACCUGGUGCCCCGCCCGCGCCGAAUCCGAGUGACCCGUGCGGCCCCGUCGCGUGCGCGGGAUCCAGCGGAUCGUGAGCUGGGAAGCGGGCACUACCGGGGGAGGCGGGCAAUGGCGGCCGUGUCGGGCCCGCUUUGCACGUGGCUCGUCGCCGCGUGCUUGUCGGCGGCGUGCGAUGCCGAUGAGCACAAGCAGAAGCAUUGCUGCACCGGAGGCGGCGUGAUGUUCGGCCAGCGCCGUCGCCCGGGUGCGCGUCGGCGCGGCGCGGCGCACUCUGGAAUGACCAUGGCCGUUGCCUUACAAGCUGAAAGAGGUGUUAUCGAAAAGAAGAAGCCUCAUAUAAAACAAAGGAGGGUGGUUGUCACUGGAAUGGGUGUAGUGACACCAUUGGGCCAUGAUCCCGAUGUGUUUUACAACAACCUUCUGGAUGGUGUUAGUGGAAUAAGCGAGAUAGAGAGAUUCGACUGCUCCAACUUCCCCACGAGAAUCGCAGGAGAGAUAAAAUCCUUUUCUACAGAGGGUUGGGUCGCACCUAAGCUUGCUAAGCGGAUGGACAAAUUUAUGCUAUAUUUGAUAACUGCUGGAAAGAAGGCAUUAGAAAAUGGUGGACUCACCGAAGAACUCAGGAAUGAAUUGGACAAAACCCGAUGUGGGGUUCUCGUUGGUUCUGCAAUGGGUGGCAUGAAGGUUUUUAAUGAUGCAAUUGAAGCACUGAGGGUCUCUUACAAGAAAAUGAACCCGUUUUGUGUUCCUUUUGCAACUACAAAUAUGGGCUCUGCAAUCCUUGCAAUGGAUCUGGGAUGGAUGGGACCAAACUAUUCUAUUUCCACUGCUUGUGCUACCAGUAACUUCUGUAUCCUCAAUGCAGCAAACCAUAUCAGAAGAGGGGAAGCUGAUGUUAUGCUCUGUGGUGGUUCUGAUGCACCGCUUAUCCCAAUUGGAUUGGGAGGUUUUGUGGCCUGCAGAGCUCUUUCACAGAGAAACAGUGACCCAACGAAAGCUUCACGGCCCUGGGAUGUGGACCGUGAUGGCUUUGUUAUGGGGGAAGGGGCCGGUGUUCUUGUAUUGGAAGAACUUGAGCACGCUAAGGAAAGAGGUGCAAAAAUAUAUGCUGAGUUUCUAGGUGGAAGCUUCACAUGUGAUGCGUACCACAUGACUGAGCCACAUCCUGAAGGAAGAGGAAUUACUCUCUGCAUCGAAAAGGCACUAGAUGAUGCAGGGGUAGCAAGGGAAGAAAUCAACUAUGUCAAUGCCCAUGCAACAUCUACACAAUCGGGUGACUUGAAGGAGUAUGAGGCUAUCGUGCGGUGUUUCAGCCAGAACCCUCAACUAAGGGUGAACUCAACAAAAUCAAUGACUGGCCAUCUUAUAGGAGCAGCUGGUGGAAUAGAAGCUGUUGCUUCUAUACAGGCUAUAAGAACUGGGUGGGUCCAUCCAAAUCUGAAUUUAGAUAAUCCAGAGAAAAUUGUGGAUCUGGGCAUCUUAGUUGGAUCACAGAAGGAGAGAUGUGAAGUGAAGGUGGCGCUAUCAAACUCAUUCGGAUUCGGUGGGCACAACUCAUCGAUUCUGUUCGCGCCCUAUAAGUGAACAUGACCGACGAACAACCAGCUUCCUCUGUCAUCCAAUGGCUUCAUGGGACUGGAACUGCAUAUAUAAGACUAGUGGACUCUGCGAUUUCCUCCGUGCCACAUAUUACAUGGAGGUCCAAGUUGAGGGGAAUAUUGUGCCAUACAUAAUUGAGCGAAGAAAACAGCGCCUCCUGGCCCCUGCAAUGUUAUUCAUCUGUAUCACAAUUGCAAAUAUAUCGUAUCAAAGGCUUUACCCUAUCUGGGCUGGUAUUUUUCGCCUCACCGCCUGCCCAUUGUCUGUAAUCUUUCCUAAAUUUGGCACAGUCUCGUAUUCCCUCCAGAGGUGCUGGGAUUUGAUGUUCCAGAAACUGUUGUCACUAGCCGUGAAAUAGUGCGUUUCAUUUCGCUGUAA